Psilocybe cubensis is the source of this 705-nucleotide messenger RNA. RefSeq lists its product as uncharacterized. Bases 1 to 705 code for a protein of 234 amino acids. The record is from RefSeq and is a predicted model, not a curated record. The transcript has 5 exons. NCBI's taxonomy places the organism in Eukaryota, Fungi, Basidiomycota, Agaricomycetes, Agaricales, Agrocybaceae.
AUGGCCCAGUGCAGGUUAGCUCGUCUACCCAUGUAUCACAACACGAAACUGACGGGUAUUGGAAAGGUCUACAUGGCUGCUGUUUCCGAUGCGACAUCUGCUGUUGGAUCAAGUGCAAGCUGGUUCAAAGUUGCUGAGAUGGGAAUGCCCUCAAACAACCCCGUAUACUGGGGAACCGAAGUUCUGAAUGAUAACUGUGGACACUUUACAUUCACCGUUCCCAAGGACAUUGCUCCCGGAAACUACUUGGUCCGCGCUGAAGUCAUUGCUCUUCACGUCGCCAGCUCCGUCGGCGGUGCCCAGUUCUACAUGUCAUGCUACCAAAUUAACGUCUCGGGAUCUGGAUCAGCCAAGCCCCCCACCGUCAAGUUCCCCGGUGCAUACAGCGCAACCGACCCCGGAAUUCUCAUCAACAUCUAUGAACCUCUCAGCACUUACGCAAUUCCCGGACCAACCCCGUACGGAACCACCGUUCCAGCGAUUGCCGCUACUCCCUGGCCCACGACCGCGACAUGGAACACUGCCAGCCAGCCCAAGACAGUCCCAACUGUCGUUCCAGGAUCGUCUACUUCCAAGCCAACGAGCACUGGUGGAGGAGGUGCCAGCAGCACGGCGACUCCUACACCACCGCCCACUCUUCGACUGCAUCUCCAUCGCCAACUUCUGGCGGAACGGUUGCCCUCUACGGUCAAUGCGGAGGAGUAA